AUGACGAGCAAUGAAGCUGCAAUUGAUGAGCAGUUGUCGAUGUUUUUGGACGACAAGUUCGAGCCCUCCAACUUUGUUGAUAAACUAGUCUUUAAUGUAACUCACGACCGGGCAGGAGUUUCGCCCUAUUCCAAGAACAAGCUAUCGUCUCUCACACAUACCAUUAACCAGAUGAUCACACAGCUAGACUAUAGUGUCCACGACAUCACCAACAACGAGCUCAAGGAGAACCUCGCCAUGCUAGAGAACUCAAACUCGGCCGUGGGUUUCCUUUACGGAGAAGAAGACCACCAGCAGGACGAAGUUCAGCAAGACUCCACGCGGUUGCAAUACUACCUAAACAUUUUGAACAACUCAAUUCACACCUUGAGCUCCGAGAUUGGUGAGGUGAACAAGCAGCUAAAUUCAGCGGAGGAGAAAACCGCUUUAAACGACGGGGCCAUUGACACGUUGAUACAACUCAAAAAGAUCAAAACGCACCUACUUGAGGUGAUUCAAGUGUUCGAGCACUUGACCAACUCCUUGUCUCCAAAACAAACAGAAAAAACAAACUUUACCUACUCCGUCGACGAGUUCCAGCUUGUGUUGGACAACCACGUCGAAACCGUGAGGUCGCAGUUGGCAAUUUCGUCUGGAUCCAAGGACUAUAUUCUACAGCACAUACACACCUUGAUGGAAAUGCAAGGGGUAUUUACAAACAUGGUCCAUUUCAAUCCCAUAUUUAAAAAGUUCAUCUCAAGGUUGAGCGACGAGAAGGAACUGUACUUGGCAAGAACGCGUACAUAG
Lodderomyces beijingensis is the source of this 786-nucleotide messenger RNA. The record is from the annotation of a GenBank genome assembly. NCBI's taxonomy places the organism in Eukaryota, Fungi, Ascomycota, Pichiomycetes, Serinales, Debaryomycetaceae.